Messenger RNA from Drosophila miranda, 739 nucleotides. RefSeq lists its product as uncharacterized. NCBI's taxonomy places the organism in Eukaryota, Metazoa, Arthropoda, Insecta, Diptera, Drosophilidae. The transcript has 3 exons. The record is from RefSeq and is a predicted model, not a curated record. Bases 193 to 639 code for a protein of 148 amino acids.
UCACCGUUACUUGACAUAAAAAAGGAAAAAUUAUAAGGCGUCAUAUAUUUUCGUGCUAGCCGCGAUUUUUCUUUAUUGUGGAUAAACGGAGCUUAUAAUUGCGACAAAUCAACUUAGUUCAAUUAAUCAUUAGUUGGUGUCGCUAUAGAUCUAAUUACUGAGCAUAACAAAAUCGUGCAAAUCAGAAGCAAAAUGGAGGGGACUGAUCAGAAUUCAAUUUUCGCACGUAUGAACUCAAUCUACGGGAAUCUUAACGGAGCAUCGCCGCGCAGCGUAAAAUUCCUUAAACCUAAUUACCAAAAGAAACAGGUCGUCAAGAAAUGCUUGUACGUGGAGGCCAACAACAAUGCGGAGAAAAAAGAGGAGGAUAUCGGAUCCGAUCUGCAAUCGGAGAACAUUAUUAUUAAGACAUGCAUAUGCAACAGUCCAGCGAAGGCCCUCGAGUGUGGUCGCUGCCACCACUACUUGCAUGGACGCGUUGCCACAAUAUGCGAGAAGCAUCCAGCUGAAGCUUCCCUUAUGGACUUUCGCCAGUGUCCCUACUGUUUGGCGAGCGCCAAAGUAAUCAAGGAAUCUGAAAAAACUUGGGCUCAGAUCCGUCAGAUUGAGGACGCCAUACUAUCCGAUGGUGAUCUGUAAGCCGAGUUUGAUACUCGUCACCAGCAGAAUCAAUUUACAUUCAAAAAUGUAUACCUAGCAGUCAACUUAACGUGUUGAAAAUACAUAUGUAUCCAAUUAA